AUGCGGCAGCAACCGCAGCAGCAGCAGCAGCAGCAGCAGCAGCAGCAGCAGCAGCAGCAGCCGCAGCCGCAGCCGCAGCCGCAGCAGCAGCAGCCUCCAGCGGGCCUAGCAACGCUUGACAUCCUGCACCUGCACGCAGCCAGACGCCCUCCCCCCAAAACAGCACACCACAAUCACCCUGGUCCACGCCGGCCGCCCCCGCUCACCCCCUCUCCCGCCGCCGCUGCGCCUUUGCGGCCUUGA
Monoraphidium neglectum is the source of this 243-nucleotide messenger RNA. RefSeq lists its product as hypothetical. The record is from RefSeq and is a predicted model, not a curated record. The transcript is spliced from 2 exons. The coding region runs from base 1 to 243 and encodes 80 amino acids. Lineage: Eukaryota; Viridiplantae; Chlorophyta; Chlorophyceae; Sphaeropleales; Selenastraceae.